Molecule: messenger RNA, 324 nt
Organism: Iphiclides podalirius (scarce swallowtail)
Lineage: Eukaryota; Metazoa; Arthropoda; Insecta; Lepidoptera; Papilionidae
Source: the annotation of a GenBank genome assembly
AUGACCCCGAAUCUGAGACGCCUCGCAGGGCUGCCUUUAAUACGAUCCGACGCGUCCCGACGCUUUCAGAUCAAGCCAGAGGCGGGAACCGCUACCGCUCGUGCCUUGCCCCGGACGCUCAGUGGGGCGACGCACGCGUCGGGAAGUGACGAGGGCGCGCCCGUCCGCUCGCACUAUCGCGGCCACCGCUCAUCGAGACCGAUGGGUCACCGCAACCACUUUUUUAACUCAGGGAAGGAUUGCAAACAGACGGUUGUAUACAACAGUUCACCGGGACCGAGCAAAGGGUCACUGUCCUUAUCUGUGACGUCACCAUACACAAGA